This is a messenger RNA of Racocetra fulgida, 132 nucleotides long. The record is from the annotation of a GenBank genome assembly. Lineage: Eukaryota; Fungi; Glomeromycota; Glomeromycetes; Diversisporales; Gigasporaceae.
AUGAAAAAAAAUUUUGCUUACUUUCCGGCAGAUAAUUCAGAGGUGAUUCCUAAUGCUCCAAAUUUCAAGCUAACCACUAAUCCCCAAAGAGGCCAAGACCCAUAUCCUCAUCGUAACUUCGAAAGUGCUUAG